Messenger RNA from Fusarium graminearum PH-1, 753 nucleotides. RefSeq lists its product as uncharacterized. The record is from RefSeq and is a predicted model, not a curated record. Gene Ontology annotation, molecular function: glycosaminoglycan binding; N-acetylglucosamine-6-sulfatase activity. NCBI's taxonomy places the organism in Eukaryota, Fungi, Ascomycota, Sordariomycetes, Hypocreales, Nectriaceae. Bases 1 to 753 code for a protein of 250 amino acids. The transcript has 5 exons.
AUGAGUGCGCAAGUUGCAACCACUUUAGAGGCUGUCUAUCGGCAUUUGAGAAAGUCUACGUCUUCAGUUUUGCGGCACCUUGUCGCCGGCGUCGCCGUCUCUUCGAAGCCUAGCAAACCCAAUAUCAUUCUCAUCUUGACUGAUGACCAGGAUGUCCACAUGCAAUCGAUGGACUAUAUGCAACUGCUCAAAAAGUACAUGGUAGACAAAGGGACUUCGUAUCAGCGCCACUACUGUCAGUACAACUGCACUCGAGUCAGCAUCAUGACUGGACAGUUGGCGCACAUCCCCAAUGUCACAGAUAUGAUCCCACCCUAUGGUGAGCACUCUACUAAAUUCGCUUCAUAUAUGUAUAUUUCCAUUGUUCUCUCAAACUGGAAAAUGAUCAAUUCUGCUCUAAUAUUUGGUAAAGGCGGCUAUCCUAAGUUCAUGAGUCAGGGGCUGAACGAUGAUUACCUACCCGUCUGGCUACGGGAUAACGGCUACUACACUUACUACACCGGAAAGUUAUUCAAUGCACACACUACAGAUAACUAUGACAAACCUCAUGCAGCCGGAUGGACUUCAUCAGACUUCUUGCUUGAUCCAUUUACGUAUAGCUACUGGAAUGCUACGUGGCAGAAAGACUUCGAGACCUUAAGUCAGCGAGGUCAAACUCUGUCAGGUUCUCUAUGUGUGCCAAAGGAUAUAUUGUUGCAGCCGAAGCACCUCAGAAUCCUCUGGUUUAUCAGGCUGCUGAUUGGAGUGCAAUGA